UCUACAUCUGAUUUAGUAAUGUAUAACAUGGCCUCAUUAUAUCUAAUCCCCAAGAAACCUAUGAUUAGCUUAAUAAAUAUAUGCUCGAAGAAUAUAAAAUAUUCUCAUAGUUUCGCAAGCCCUUAUGCUUUACAGCUUUUAUCAACUCUGACCUUUAAAAAUAAUGGCAUAUUAAAUAUAUCUACGAAUAAAGAGAUAUCACACCAAUUUCAUAGCAGUCCUACCACAAAUGAUAUUGAUUCGGCAGCAAAAUUUAUUGGUGCAGGUGCUGCAACAGUUGGAGUUGCAGGCUCUGGUGCUGGUAUUGGGAGUGUAUUUGGCAGCCUAAUCAUAGGCUAUGCAAGGAAUCCUUCCCUUAAACAACAACUUUUUUCAUAUGCUAUUUUAGGAUUUGCUCUUUCAGAAGCUAUGGGCCUUUUUUGCCUUAUGAUGGCUUUUCUCAUAUUAUUUGCAUUUUAAUAAUUUGUUGCUUUCUCCCUAUUAACAACAUGAUAUAAGUUUUAAAUGAUGCUAUUUUAUAACUAUUCAUAUGUGCAUUUAAUAUGUGACUUCAUACAUUAAUUAUAAAAAUU
Molecule: messenger RNA, 572 nt
Organism: Gordionus sp. m RMFG-2023
Lineage: Eukaryota; Metazoa; Nematomorpha; Gordioida; Chordodea; Parachordodidae
Product: ATP synthase lipid-binding protein, mitochondrial-like
Exons: 4
Coding region: 19-459 (146 amino acids)
Biological process (GO): proton motive force-driven ATP synthesis; proton transmembrane transport
Molecular function (GO): proton transmembrane transporter activity
Source: RefSeq, a predicted model, not a curated record